Molecule: messenger RNA, 2991 nt
Organism: Phoenix dactylifera (date palm)
Lineage: Eukaryota; Viridiplantae; Streptophyta; Magnoliopsida; Arecales; Arecaceae
Product: protein NRT1/ PTR FAMILY 5.8-like
Biological process (GO): transmembrane transport
Cellular component (GO): membrane
Molecular function (GO): transmembrane transporter activity
Source: RefSeq, a predicted model, not a curated record
AUCUCAACAAUCCUCAGAAAAUUCGGUCUUCAAGGGAAAAAAAAAAAUCCAUAAGAAAAUUGGCACAUGCCUCGGAUCUCGGCCGAGAAGUGCUUGAAUCUUGAUCGCUCUCUGCUGCAACGGACCAGAUUUCGAGGCAGGGUUUUCUCUUCCCUUUUGGAUGCCACCACCCAAAAAGCCCGACCUUCCAGCCUUUCUUUACUUGAUCCCCUUCGAUAAUUAGCCUUUUGGAGGGACAAAUGUAUCUAUUCUUGACCCCUUUAACAAUGGGUGUGGGAGUCUAUCAGAGGCCACUAAGAGCACUAAACGUUCCAACAGAAAGCAGUAUACUGUUGAUCCCUGAAAGGGUUAAGCAAAAGCACCUAUGUAGAUGUUGAAGUGUUGGUUGUGUUUAUUUUCUUCUGGUUUACCAAAGGAAGGAGCAAUGAAGCUGAAUGGUCAUGACUAGCCUGCAUAUUCUGCUGAUAGGUGGCAGUUUUCAUUUGUAAUAUCUCUCUCUCUCCCCCUCCCUCCUUCCUUCUGUCAUGGCUCUGGAGAAGAGAUCAACAGGGCUCGGCAAGUCGUGUGUUCUUAUUAUAGUGGUGGCUAGUGUGGAGAGAUUUGCGUACAAGGGAGUGGCUUCCAACUUGGUGACUUACCUUACUGAUGUGGUGAAGAUGAGCACAUCCUCAGCUGCGAAGAGUAUUAGCACUUGGGUAGGACUCACAUCGAUGCUUCCCCUUGUAAGCGCGAUCCUUGCCGAUUCUUACUGGGAUCGUUAUUCGACCAUCAUGGCAUCUUCCUUGCUCUAUGUCAUGGGCUUGGUGGGAUUGACCUUAUGGGCAUUACUAUGUGCAAGGAUGCCAGCCUCAUCCUUGUUUAUUCCGCUCUACUUGAUUUCAGUAGGACAAGGUGGAUACAACCCAUCAUUGCAAGCAUUUGGAGCAGAUCAACUGGAGAUCGAGGACAAUUUGCCUUGCAGCAAUGAAGAUAAAACAAGCAAAAAGAGCCUCUUCUUCCAAUGGUGGUACUUCGGCAUAUGUGGUGGAAGCCUCUUGGGAAAUUCUACCAUGUCUUACAUUCAAGACACUUUAGGUUGGGGUCUGGGGUUCGCCAUCCCCACCGGCGCCAUGGCAAUGUCAGUGGCAUGCUUCUUAUGCGGUGCCCGCUUUUAUGUGCACAAGCAACUCAAGCUACGUAAUAGGCCUAAAGAGAGCAUAGUCCAAGCUCUCAAGGCUGCUGCAAACUAUAUCAUAAACCGGAAACUCCGCUUGCCAUCGAGGGAUGAUGAUGUCGCAGAACUUGAGUUGCAAGAGAAACCCCUCAGAGAUGACUUCAGUUGUUCAAAAGCUUUGGAUACAGACUUUGCCACUGUGGAUGAACCACCUAGUGUCACUAAAACAAUUUUGAGGCUAUUGCCCAUCUGGACAAUGCUCCUUAUGUUUGCAGUCAUCUUCCAACAGCCAGCAACUUUCUUCACAAAACAAGGGAUGAUGAUGAAGCACAACAUUGGAAACUUUGUGAUCCCUCCGGCAAUGCUUCAGAGUUCUAUCACCAUCUCAAUCAUACUGCUAAUGCCUCUUUAUGAUAAGCUUAUAAUCCCAUUCCUGCGUGUGUUUACUCGCGACGAGAACGGGAUUACCGUGCUUCAAAGGAUCGGAAUAGGCAUGUGCCUUUCAAUUGUUGGUAUGGUUGUAGCAGCACUAGUUGAAUCCAAGAGGCUGGGGAUUAUAAAGGACGGAGCGGCCGAAUCCCUUUCGUUAAAGAACACUCAGCUGAGCAUCUUUUGGUUGCUGCCUCAGUACAUUCUCCUGGGAAUCUCCGAUGUUUUCACAGUCGUUGGAAUGCAAGAGUUCUUCUACAUGCAAGUUCCUACUACGAUGAGAACUAUUGGCAUAGCGCUUUACCUCAGUGUUUUCGGUGUGGGCAGCUUUCUUGGUGCUCUGCUGAUCUCGGUCGUGGAGCUGACGACCGGCGCGAAUGGGAAAAACCGUGGCUGGUUAUCUGAUGAUGCAAGGGAAUCCCGGCUUGACAACUACUAUUGGUUUCUGGCUGUGUUAAGCUCCAUUAGCUUUCUUAUUUUUGUAAACUUAUCUAGAUGCUACCAAGGUUCCAAUGCUUCUGAAAAAUGAUUCAUUGGUAAGUAUUUUACCUGAAGUGUUGAACAAAUUUGUAGAGUCCAGUGAACGUAGAUACCGCAGGGUUCGGAUGCUUAUGCAAAACGUGUAACAAAUGAGUAUCAUUCUCUGAGUUUAAGUGUUCAACAAAUUUGUACGGUUCCUUGAAACAAUGCAGAGGAAGAGUUUUUUGCUGUAUGCUUGAUUAAUAUUCUUGUAUCUCUCAAUAAAUUUAUUGUCAAAACGAGGAUUAGAAUAUAAGUUCAUACUGCAUACUUUCAGUCUUCUCAAAGGAUUGCAUACUUUCAAGCCAAAAGAUAUUUUUGUUGGAAACUAGAAGAUCAUGGUGAUGAAAAUGACUCCAAAGAUUCCGAUCAAAAAAGGAGGAGGAGAAGAAGAGAGAUGGGGAGAAGAGGAUCGUCGCACAAUUUUUUUAGAGAAAAAAAAGAGUUAAGGAUUGUGAUGCUUUGAUCCUGACGUGUUUACUCCGAGAUAAUAAUUUAACUGCAUUUGACAUAUAGCUCCAUUAUCUAGCUCUUGAGCAAUAAUUUUGAAAAACACAAGAAUCUUUUGUACCACAGUGACACUGAAGAAUAUGAGAACAGGUCUUCUAAUUUCUAUUUCCUUUCAUUUGAGGAGGAGAAAAAAAAACCUUUGGCCUUCUUCGAGCUACUUAUCUAUGAACAGAGGAUAUGGUACAGAAGCAACAAGGCCAUGACUGGUGUCAUAGAAGGAUGUUCUAUGAAAACAAAAUCAUUCCUUUAUUUCACUUUCAACCAUACCAUAGUUUGAAUUAUAUGUUUCUGCGAAGAUUAAUGUGAUAAUACAUCAGCAGAACAAGGAAUGCUAAAGAUGGAGGAAGGCAGUGGAAGUGACGGAGCAUGUAUAAACUGAG